AAAGAAAUCUUCCAUAUUAUUUCCUAAAUCUAUGCUUGAAAUUCGAGUGGCGAUGGGCUGUCUAGGAAGUGGGGAUGUGUCCUCCGCUUAGUGUUUGACUGUUUGGGUGAUGUAGAAUCCAGAGUGCACGAAUUUAAACAACAUACCGCCCAAACCAAAGGUGGGAAAAGUUUGUUUAACCCCAAAAAGAGAAAAAAGCUGGGAAUCACAUCGGCAAGCAAAACUAACAAUGCAGGCCAAGAUCAGCGCCUUCUUCAAGCCCAAAUCUCCUGACCCACCUUUGAUUUUUGACGAUUUGAUCGGCGACAAUGCCACAAAACCCACGCAAAUCCGCAUAACGUACGAGCGCAGAGCUCCUAAGCAGCAUAGCAGGGAUGAGAUUGAUGAAGGGUCAAUCUGUGAGACGCCGAAGAACCCCAUAUCGUCAUGUUCACCAUUGAAAUCAGCAUCGUCAAUUCCUGCUGGGAGAACCCUUAACAAGAAGAGAAGCUAUGCCCAGUUUCAUCUGGAGUUGGGGCAGUCAGAUUUUCUUUUGCGCACAUGUUCUACUUGUGGGACGAACUACGCUCCUGGAGACGAAGAGGAUGAGAAGAUUCACUGUACAUUUCACAAGAAUUAUACUCACGGAAUUCAGUUCAAGGGUUGGCGCAAUGAAAGGGUUGUUCAUAACCCCUCCAUCAAUGGCGGCCGAAUCAUUCUGGUUUUGGAUGGUGAUCCUCCCGCUCAAAGGAACAAGGUUCAAGAGGUAGUGAAGAUGAUGGAAAUUGAAUUGGGAAGUGGAUGGAUUUUUCAUAAGUUCUGCAAGACCUAUCUGUUUAUUUCUUCCCACAGAAUUGCUGGCUGUCUAAUUGUAGAGCCCAUAAAAAUUGCCUAUAAGGUUCUUUCAUGUUCAACGGAUGAAAGAUCUGAUGACACUACUACGAAGAAGGCAAAGUCAAACUUAACCACCCUCCAAUUUGGGAAUGUUAUUUUCCAGAGGGAAGUCGUGAGAAGAACCGCUUCUGUUAAUAGCCAAGAGGUGUCGGGUGGGAACCUUAAUGGAGCAAUCUUCUGUGAAAAUGAAGGUUUACCUGCUUUAUGUGGAAUUCGAGCCAUUUGGGUCUCUUCUUCUAACAGGAGGAAGCACAUUGCCACCCAAUUAUUGGAUGCUGUGAGGAAAAGUUUUUGCACAGGUUUUGUACUUGAACGCUCUCACUUGGCAUUCUCUCAGCCAACCUUAGCUGGAAGGGCAUUGGCAUCCAAUUACAUGGGCAGUGGGUCUUUCUUGGUGUACAAAAGUACUAAUUUGGACCGCUAGAAUGAUGCAGGAACCCUCGCAUAUUUGACACCGUACCCAAGCGUCGACAUGGUGCGCCGCUUUGGGGCGACGACCUAGCCCACCCUCGCCCACUUUUUGCUACACCCGGAUGGUACAAGUGCAACAUGUCGCUCGUAGGGGACAUCCUAGCAAAUAUUUGGUAAGGAUUUAUAUCAUAGUGAUCUAACAAAUUUUACGUUGGCUGUCGGCUACCUAACGCAGCCCUCCUCUAUUACCCGGGCUUGGGACCGGCUGUGUGUGAAAAAAAUUAGGACAUUAAGUGCAUAACAGGCGGAGUUAAGCUUAUUAUGAUAUCUACAAAGAUACGCCACAGCAAGUGUGCAAAGCUCCCACGCGUUAUAAGGGGUUUGAGGGCAUGAUGUGUGCAGCCUUACCUACACAAUUGGAGGGGCUGUUUUUGCGACUUGGAACUUGUCACCUUCUAGUUUGAGUGUAACACCCAUAUCACUGGGUCAAGGUGUAACAUUUUCUAACAUUUAAUGAUAAGUGAUAUAUCAAUAUUCACACAUUUAAAUUUUAUACUUUUCAAGAUAAAACUUAUGACCUUUGCAAUGUGAGAUGUCUUUAUUAAGAAUCAGUCUGUCAAGGUUGUGCUUAUUAUCCAAUCUUGGCAUGCUAUUAUGGGAUUGGGAUUAGGCCGAUGGUAGUCUACUGGUAU
Molecule: messenger RNA, 1976 nt
Organism: Malania oleifera
Lineage: Eukaryota; Viridiplantae; Streptophyta; Magnoliopsida; Santalales; Ximeniaceae
Product: protein CHROMOSOME TRANSMISSION FIDELITY 7
Exons: 7
Coding region: 230-1297 (355 amino acids)
Biological process (GO): mitotic sister chromatid cohesion
Cellular component (GO): nucleus; chromatin
Molecular function (GO): protein-lysine-acetyltransferase activity
Source: RefSeq, a predicted model, not a curated record